Babesia bovis T2Bo is the source of this 4200-nucleotide messenger RNA. Its product is annotated as variant erythrocyte surface antigen-1 alpha subunit. Lineage: Eukaryota; Apicomplexa; Aconoidasida; Piroplasmida; Babesiidae. The record is from RefSeq and is a predicted model, not a curated record. The coding region runs from base 51 to 4130 and encodes 1359 amino acids. The transcript is spliced from 3 exons.
CACUGCCUCACCACUGUGAGUACUCUUGAGUACUUCUAAAGGCACUGAUAAUGGCCCUGAAAAACGCUUUCACGCCGAAGGCGUCACUAACCGACGCUCCCACCAACCUGAAGGAGGCCAUUGACUGGGUCCUGAGGGUAACUGGUAAGGAUGGUAACAAUAACAAUGGAGAAUGUAUAUGUGGCCUGGCGGCGGCAGUGACUGACCUCCUGCAGUCAGUAGAACUACAGUACCAUGGCUAUCAAGGUGAUUCCAAUGGCAGUGGUAAAGGUGGCCCCCCCAAAAAGAGAGUCACAGAGUGCCUUAAUGGACUAUUCUCUCUAGUCCAGGGACUAGGUGGCACUGCAGUGGUCCGGACCUACAUAGACCAGUUGGCACAGGUACUCAGUGCACUCGUUGGGUGGAGUAAGAUAGAUAAGUGUUGGGGCAGUGGUGACAGUGAGAAGUGCAAGGGUGGUGGUAGUAGCAAUGAACACGGCGAAAAGACUGGCUGCGAGUAUCUACAGGAUGUAAAGCAUGAGAACAAGUGUGAUGCAUGUGGAUGUAUGAAAUGGAAUGUGACCAAUGCGGACAACGAAGGAACACCGCUGGGCAGGAAGUGUACAAGGUGUAGUGAUAGUGGUAGUAGUGCUCAUAGGUGUAGCUGUAAUACUGGUGGCAGCAGCACCUGUACUGCUGAGACUUGCAAAUGCGCUUUAGCAGGCAAAUGCUGCAAGUGUUAUUGUAAGGGAAAGGGGUGUGGAUGUAAGGAUGCCAAGUGUAGUUGUGAUAAGGAAAUGAAGGACGAGGACAGCUAUUUAUCAGCUUAUCGCAAGCGAAAUACCAGCUGGGUUGAUGGUGGAAUCAGGGCCACUUGGUUGAAUCUGGAGGAAGUUCCUUACAGUGGCUAUCCAGUGACCCCCUCCCAACGUCGCCACCACUGUGCCCGCAUCCUACUAGGCUCAGUAUGUCUCAUUUGGAGUGGGCUCACGUAUAUGUAUUGGACUGGAAAGUACCAUAAAAGUAGUCCCCGAUGGAACAAUCACAUCUUGGAUGGUAGUGGUCUAGAUGAUGGUACCCUAUCCCAAUGGCUCCAGGCCCUAGGGUUUCCUAGGAAAAUGUUGAAUAACCAUGGUCCUAGAAAUAGGUGGGAUGCAGUUAUAUGGGAUGGGAUUAGGGGUAUGUUAUAUUUGGGAUUCCCGCAUACCAGUUACAAUGCUGCCCAUGGCAGUGACCAUGAUGAUAAUACAUUCAGACAACCGGCUGGUAUGAACUAUGCUGGAUAUAUACAUACCGUAGACAGGGGUGCAUUUGAUAGUAGUGUCUUUAAGGGCACUGGUGACACUAAAAUUGACAAGAACAAACAAGGUGCCCUCUUCAAGCUCUACAUUCUAUCAUGCGCCUAUUUUACUGGAUUGCAGAAGAAGACUAAUACUCAGACCACUACCAGUACCACUCCUAGGACCAUCCGUGAGAUCCUCUACUGGCUCAGUGCACUGCCCUAUAGUCCGGCAUAUAAGGAUAUGCUGGACUAUGCUAAGGAGAGACUCAAGAAAGAAGCACCAGAUGUUGGAGGCAAAAGGCAACUUUCGUUCUACCAACAAGGCCGUAAUGCGCCCAUCACAGUUGAUGAAUACAACCUUUUUGCCCACUUCCAAGCAGUGACUCAGUAUUGCCCACUGGUCCUCAUAGGUAUCCAGGGUGGAUUACACAGUACUAAAGGCACUGACAAGACUACAGAACCACCUAUCCAUUCACUCUACGCUAACACUGAAUGCCACUUCACCUACCCAGAAGUUAAGAUUCAAGCAUACAACCAGGUGGUCCACUACAUUAGGGCUCUAUUCUACCAACUCUAUUUCCUUAGGAAGCAAUGUGCCGUGAAGGUUGCUCUAGGAGGUAAAUGGCGUGAGUGUAGGUAUGGUAAUGGGGUAGUCUCCAAGGGGGUGAUCAGCUGGAUGUGCCUGGGGUGUAACCCCAUGGAACAUGAUAGGAAAAAGAGGGUUGAUAAGGUAAAGGAGGGAUUAGUGGGGGUGAAGGAGAGUGAUAAGCUCGCAGGGGGGCUAAAAACAUUAUUGGAAAAGAUUGGUGAGGUGGUGGUACAGUUGGGUAAUGCCCAGGAGGAAUUGGAAAAGAGUGGUGGUAAUGUGAAUAUUGCACUAGCGGCAGUAAAGAAAGUAUCAGGGGUGAAUGGGAGUGAUCUAAAGGGGGUACUAGAGAAGGUGCUAGAUGUAGUACUGGGGGUAGUGGAGAAACUAGUGGAGGGGGUGAAGGAAAAGGUGAAGGCACUAGAGGAGAUAAAGAAGACACUAGAGGCGGCUAAGGAGAAACUAGAGGAGGCUAAGAAAACUCAGGAGGCACUAGAGGCGGCUAAAGGGGAACUAGAGGGGGCUAAGGGGGCACUAACGACGGCUAAGAAGGCGUUUCCCGGUAGUAGUAGUGAUAUUGAUCCAUGUAAGAACAUAGUGAGUGCUACUAUCGAUGGGCUACACAAGGCAUUACAGCUGUUGAAGGACGCAGUCCAACAGAUCAUGGAAGCAACAAGGAAAGAUACGACAGAGUUCCAAGAUGCCAUUUUUUCUGCUACUUAUACAGCAGACGUAGUUACUGAAGUUGAGAAACAUCAAGCAAAACAGAAGGUAACAUUGGAUGCAUUAUCGACGCUCGUCUCAGCCAUAGAAGACCUCCUCUCCAUCUGCAACACUCCCAAGUGCCCUGGAUGUACAAAACACAGCGACAAGUGUGGCCAACCACCAAAGCCCACUGUCUGUCAGACCUGCCUCCAACCCACUACCACUGGUGUCCCCUCCCCCCUCCAGGCCUUCCUCGAGGAUCGGUUACCAGGCUUUAGUUGUAAAGAGGUACCGGACACCGAGAAUCCAGAGUACCCUCCUGCAGCAUCCCACCUACGACACUGUGGUGGUUCCGGCCAGUGCUGCCCAUUGCCAAUGGGUUUUAGAGGGCAAUUCCAUGAGGGCAGCAUCCGUGAUUGUACCGGCCAACGCCUUUAUGGCAUCCUCUACUUCUUUAGUAACGAGAACAUGAUGCAGUCAUGUGUUUAUACAUUGGUGAGAGUUACAGCAGCUCUCAGUGCCACUACACCACAGGUAUUGGGUGAUGUCUUUGGGUUCUUUAGGGGUGGUGUGGGAAACAAGGAAAGGGGGAAGCCACAGAAGGGAGAGGAGACCAGUUGUGAGCACACAGGUAAUCCUAGUGAGUCCUCUGAGGCUAACAAGAGUAAAUACUUUUGCGGCUGGUGUGCCUCUGGGUUACGUGAUGAGGUAAAGAAGAUAGAGUGGAUCCAAAAGAUAACGGGUGGUGACGACUACAGGGAGAGUGUCGGUAAAGCGUUAAGAGAUAUUAAGGGCAGUGACAGCACUGCUACUACCACUGCAUAUUCCAGCACUGGUACCACCACUACUUCCCUCUCGGCACUGACCAAGGACUCAGAAUACCUCUCCCCCCUAACCGGUGAACUCUAUACAGCAGUGAGUGCCACAUUCGGUAACACAUACCUCUCAUGGGUACUCUAUCUAUCAGAUGCACUUCAUUGGGGAUUACAGUCACUGUCUGAGGCAUUCCAACAGAUUGAAUGCCGUGGCUGUAGAGACUGUGACCCCAAUAAGUGCAAGAAGGGGAGUCAUGGUGGGACGGAUAGUGCACAAUGUAACUGCUCUUCAAUCGUAUCAUGUACCGGGGUACUGCCGGUGUUGUAUAGACAUGGCUUCAGUUAUGGUAACCCAUUCAAUCUGGAGGGGUACCAGCAGAAGGAAAAGGACGAGGGAGAUUAUAGUAUUACAGACACGAAGAGUACUAAGAAGUGCCAUCAAUUCUUGGACAGUCUCAGUGCAGUGAUCAAUAAGAAGAAGGAAUCCGAUCAGAAGGACCAGGACAACCACCCCCUCACCAACCUCCUCUCCCAGGUCGGUAAACUCCAAUACGACAUACGGCUCCCCUGGAUCUUUGUACUGACCAUAGCCUGGCUAGUAGCGGUACUCUACCUUGCCUUUGGAGCCAUAUGGCCACUGGACUGGACACAUAUGAGGUCACACUGGUUACGGGGUGGAGAACACCAGUGGCAAUGUAUGUGGUAUAAGGUGAUGACGGGACGUAAAGGAAUGGAACUGGUGGAGUAUUUUGGUAGGAGGUAGUGGCAAAGUAGUGGCGCCUUAGGCGCAACAGUGCUGUAAUGUGGUAGUUAGUAUCAUGUUAUGAAAACGU